Passer montanus (Eurasian tree sparrow) is the source of this 2941-nucleotide messenger RNA. RefSeq names its product kinesin family member 1C (gene KIF1C). Gene Ontology annotation, biological process: vesicle-mediated transport; microtubule-based movement; cytoskeleton-dependent intracellular transport. The coding region runs from base 164 to 2941 and encodes 925 amino acids. The record is from RefSeq and is a predicted model, not a curated record. Lineage: Eukaryota; Metazoa; Chordata; Aves; Passeriformes; Passeridae. The transcript has 20 exons. Gene Ontology annotation, molecular function: microtubule binding; ATP hydrolysis activity; plus-end-directed microtubule motor activity. Gene Ontology annotation, cellular component: kinesin complex; dendrite; axon.
CCCACCGGGAACCCCCUGAGAACCCCCAGAACCUCCGGGACCCCCCGGGACCCCCGGGCCGGAGCAGCCCCGGGACCCCCGGAGCCCCCCGGGAUCCCCCGGGACCCCCGGGACCCCCGGGCCGAGGGAAUGCGGCACCGCGGGGCCGGCUGAGGCUGCGGGCAUGGCGGGCGCCUCGGUGAAGGUGGCGGUGCGGGUGCGGCCCUUCAGCGCCCGGGAGAGCGGCCGCCAGGCCAAGUGCGUCAUCCAGAUGCGGGGCAACACCACCUGCAUCACCAACCCCAAGCUCCCCAAGGAUGGCACCAAGAGCUUCACCUUCGACCACUCCUACUGGUCCCACACCUCGGAGGAGGACCCCAACUUCGCCUCGCAGCGCCGGGUGUACCAGGACAUCGGGGAGGAGAUGCUGGAGCACGCCUUCCAGGGCUACAACGUCUGCAUCCUGGCCUACGGGCAGACGGGCGCCGGCAAGUCCUACACCAUGAUGGGGCGGCAGGAGCCGGGGCAGCGCGGCAUCAUCCCGCAGCUCUGCGAGGAUCUGUUCGCCCGCGUCGCCCGGGAGGGGUCACCUGAGGUCUCCUUCUCUGUGGAGGUGAGCUACCUGGAGAUCUACUGCGAGCGGGUGCGGGACCUGCUGAACCCCAAGAGCGGCGGGGGGCUGCGGGUGCGGGAGCACCCCCUGCUCGGGCCCUACGUGCAGGACCUGUCCCGCCUGGCCGUCGCCUCCUUCGCCGACAUCGCCGACCUCAUGGACAGCGGCAACAAGGCCAGGACGGUGGCGGCCACCAACAUGAACGAGACCAGCAGCCGCUCGCACGCCGUGUUCACCGUGGUGCUCGGCCAGCGCCGCCAGGACCCGCUCAGCGAGCUCAGCUCCGAGAAGGUCGGGGGAGCGCCCGCCCCGUGCUGGAUUGCCCUGAAAUACCCCCGAAAUCCUCCUGAAAUCAUCGCCCGAGACCCCCUGAAACCUCCUCCUCCCCAGGAAGGCGCCAACAUCAACAAGUCCCUGACCACGCUGGGCAAGGUCAUCUCCGCCCUGGCCGAGGCCGCCAGCAAGAAGAAGAAGCCGGACUUCAUCCCGUACCGCGACUCGGUGCUGACGUGGCUGCUGAAGGAGAACCUGGGAGGGAACUCUCGCACGGCCAUGAUCGCCGCGCUGAGCCCGGCCGACUGCAGCUACGAGGAGACGCUGAGCACGCUGCGCUACGCCGACCGCACGAAGCGGAUCCGGUGCCACGCGGUGAUCAACGAGGACCCGAACGCGCGGCUGAUCCGCGAGCUGCGCCGGGAGGUGGCGAGGCUGCGCCGGCUGCUGGGGGCCCAGGGUGAGACUGGGGGUCUGGGGGGUCCUGGGGGGGAUUUCAGGGUGCUCAGAGGCUGCGCCGGCUGCUGGGGGCCCAGGGUGAGACUGGGGGUCUGGGGGGUCCUUGGGGAGCCCCCCCUGGGCCCCACCGAGGCCAUGGAGCGGCUGCAGGAGACGGAGAAAAUCAUCGCCGAGCUCAACGAGACCUGGGAGGAGAAGCUGAGGCGCACGGAGGCGCUGAGGCUGGAGCGGGAGGCGCAGCUGGCUGAGAUGGGGGUGGCUCUGCGCGAGGACGGCGGCACCGUGGGCGUCUUCUCCCCCAAAAAGACCCCGCACCUGGUGAACCUCAACGAGGACCCGCUGAUGUCCGAGUGCCUCCUGUACCACAUCAAGGACGGCGUCACCAGGGUGGGCCGGGUGGACGUGGACAUCAAGCUGUCGGGGCCGUCCAUCCGCGAGCAGCACUGCCUCUUCCGCAGCCGCCCCGACCCCUCGGGGGAAGCCGUGGUGACGCUGGAGCCGUGCCAGGGCGCCGAGACCUACGUCAACGGCAAGCAGGUGACGGAGCCGGUGGUGCUCAAGUCGGGCCACCGGCUGAUCCUGGGCAAGAACCACGUGUUCCGCUUCACGCACCCGGAGCAGGCGCGGCGCGAGCGCGAGCGGGGGGCGUCCCCCGGGCCCCCCCCGGACUGGAACCUGGCGCAGAGGGAGCUGCUGGAGCAGCAGGGCAUCGACAUGCGCCUGCAGAGGCUGCAGGAGCUGGAGAACCAGCCCCAGGGGGAGAAGGAGGAGUCGGAGCAGGCGCAGGUGAGGGGGGCACGGGGGUCCUUUGGGAAUGCUGCAGGUCCCCUGGGUGUCACAGGUGUCCCCUCAGUGUCCCAUGACCAUCCUGGGUGCAUCCUGGGGGUCGCCCAGGGAUGUUUUGGGUGUUUUGUUUGUCCCAUGGGUGUUUUGGUUGUCCCACGACCAUCCUGGGGGGUCUCCCGGGGGUGUUUUGGGUGUCCCACGACCAUCCUGGAUGUGUCCUGGGGGUAUUUUAGAGGUGUUUUGGGUGCCCCACCCGGCCGCCGCGACGGCUGGCACACCGUGGCCCGCGACGUGUGGGACGCCGUGGGCGGCGGCGAGGACGAGGAGGAGGAGGAGCAGGAGGAGGAAGGAGGGGGUGAGCGCGGCAGUGAGGUGGAGGGGCUGCGGCUGCACCUGGAGCGGCUGGCGGGGGUCCUGCGCGAGGUGCGGCGGCAGAGCAGCGCCAAGGAGGAGCAGCUGCGCGCCCUGCGGCGCCGCCUGGGCCGGAUGGAGCGCGCCGUGCCGCUGCCGCCGGUGAGAGAGCCCCAGGGAGACACGGAGAACCCCAAAGAACCCAAAAGAACGGGAGCCCCAAGAAACAGGGUCUGCCCAGCCCCAGAGAGAGUCAGAGCCCAGCCCCCCCGCGACGGCGGCCUGCGCUUCCCCUUCAAGAGCAACCCCCAGCACCGCCUGGCUUGGGGAGGGGGCGACGCCCCCCGGAACGAGUGCAGCCCCCCCCCAGCGCCCCCCAACAGGAGGGGGUCUCUGGACGGGGGGUCGCCGCCGCCCCCUCCCCGUGUGCGCCGCCAGCGCUCGGCCCCCGAUUUGAAGGCGCGGGGUCCUGCCCCGUAA